AUGGGGGACUCAAAGCUCUGCCUGUUGCUGCUCCUGAGCACAUCUGCCUUGGCUUUUGCCCAAGAUGAAGAUCAGCCGACCUGCCUGCUGGCCCAAAGGUACAAUACCCUACACAAGUAUGAAUACCGAUAUGAAGCUGAAUCUUUGAAUUACAUCAAUGGAGCCUCACAGCUCAAGAACGGACCCAAGGCCUCUUGCACGGUUGAAAUUGAGGUACCUCAGACUUGUAGUUUCAUCGUCCGCACCACUGGCUGUAGCCUGAGUGAGGUGGUCGACAUGGACGCCGAGGGAAACCCCGUGUUCGGUCCUGCAGCCAGCUCUGAUGCCUUUGCUGCUGAGAUGGAGAAGUAUCCUCUGAAGGUUGUGGUUGAGGGCGUGUACGAUGUGAAACUGUACCCGGAGGAUGGUGAGACAACCACCAUUUUGAACAUCAAGAGGGGUAUCAUCUCUGCCCUGGCUGUGCCUCUGCUGGAAGAAGACAAGAACAAAAACAUGCCCACCAUACACGGCAAGUGCAAGACCUAUUACACUGUCAACGCUCGAGAGGACAUUGCAACUGACACCACCCUCAAGAGGGACCUGUCUAGAUGUGACAAGUUUGUCCCAUUGAAAGAUCACACCAGCCCGCUGGCACUUAUCUCUGGCAUGCACUACCCUCUUGCCCAGAUGGUCAGAAGCUCCCAGACCUGCAACUACAAGUUUGACAAUGAGAAGAAACACAUGACCUCUGGGUCCUGCACAGAGAAGCACAUCAUCAUUCCCUACUCUCACAAGGGAGAAUAUGGAACCACCAAUGUUGGAAACCAAGAAUUGACUUUAGUUCAGGUCUCUCCUCAUAAUGACAGAGUCUUUGAACACAGUGACAUUGUCAAGGGUCUUCACAUGGACACUGUUGAGGACAAGAGUGUUAUCCAGGAUAAAGAUGCAGGUCUCAACCUCCUAAGAGAACUGGCCACUCUGCCCGAGAUUGAGGGUGAGAGGAGGGCCCACCUCUUCCACAAGCUUGUCACCAUGGUCCGUGGAAUGACGACUGAGACUCUGAGCGCCACCAUUCCUGAGGCUCUCGCUGUGUGCCGUUUCCUGACCUACCAGAUUCUGGCCCAGUGUGGAACACCUGAGUGUAGCAGCGCCAUCAUGCAGAUCCUCAGGACAUUUGACAGCUCCUCACUCGAGGUAGAUGCCGGUGUUUUUGCGAUGGGACUCGUGUCCAAUCCCUCUGCCCUCCUGAUCAAUGACAUGCUCGAAAUGGCCAAACACAAGACCAGCAAGCCCAUCAUGUAUGCCCUGAGCAAUGUCGUCAAAAGGUUUUACAAAGCUGAGGGAAAGCUUAUCCCCGAGAUUUACUCUGUUGCUGAGGCCAUGGCUGCCCAUUUGGGUGACUGUUCUGGUGAUAAGGAAGACACUUUCUUGACGUUGAGAGUUAUUGGAAACAUGGCUCCAGCUCUGGUAUCUGCUGGUCCGGCACUCAGAUCUGCUGUGAUCCAGUGUGUGAACCAACCUGCUGCUUCUCUAGCUGUGCAGCAGGCUGCCAUCCAAGUGUUCAGGCUGACUCCCGUCCCCGAAGAGGGCAGAGAGGUUCUCAUGCAGGUGUUUUUGGACAGUGCCAGUCCCAUGCAAAAGCGUAUUGCUGCAUAUCUGGUCCUAAUGAAGAACCCCCAGACCACUGAACUGGCCCAGGUGGCUCAUGCCAUACCCAAUGAGCAGGAUCAACAAGUCAAGAGUUUUGUGAUCUCCCACACUACCAACAUUUUGUCCUCAACUGAGCCAGAGACCCAAGAACUGAGAGAGAAGAUUCGAGAUGCCCUGCAGGGUAAUGAGGUCGGGCCCACAAUGGACCCCACCAAGUUUUCUCGCAACUACAAGAUCGGGUCUGUGGAGGGCAACAUGAUCUUUGAGGGUACUAAUUAUCUGCCCAAGGAGGUCAUGCUUGAAAUGACUCUGAAGGCAUUUGGCUAUGACAUCGACAUGAUGGAGAUUGGUAUGGAAGGAAAAGGAUUUGAGCCAACCGUUGAUGCACUGUUUGGAAAGAAUGGCUUCUUCCCCGACACUGCCCUGAAGACAAUGUACUUUGUUUCUGAAAACAUGCCACUCAGACUCAAUAAGAUUCUGCAGAACAUGCUCCCUGCUCUGAAGAAGGACAUGAUGAAGAGACAGGCCUCCCAGAACCUGAUGAGGGAGAUCGGACGCAAUCUCAACAAACUCGUGAGGGAAUUGAAGACGGCACAGUCUCCCGAAGCAAUGGUCUAUCUGAGACUUUUGGGAAAUGAGCUGGGAUAUCUGAGGACCAACGAAAUGGAGGAGAUGGCUUACUCUGCUGCCAUGAUGAUUGACAGUAUGUUCAAGAUGUUCCCAACUGAUAUCAUGAUGGCACUGAUGACCAAGGCUGACAACACAAUCUUUGCCCACUACAUCUUCAUGGACAAUGAAUUAUUCCUGCCGACGGCCACUGGUUUGCCUCUGAGGUUUACAAUGUCUGGUACUUUCGCCCCUGGUAUCAAGGGUGGGCUUCAGGUUGCUCGUGACAUGAGUGAAGUGACCUUCAUGCCCUCCGCCAGUAUUGAGUUUGUAUCUAAAUUUGGGUCCUACAUCCCUGAAUAUGUCAACUCUGGAUUAGAGAUGCACAACAACUUUUUCCAUGAAAGUGGGCUCAAGGCCAAGAUCUCCAUGGAACGUGACAAUGUCAAGCUGACCAUCCCUGCUCCAAUGAGUCCAAUUAAGCUCAUCAAAAUUACAAACACCCUGGUGGCAGUGACUGGAUCAGAGGUGAAGACCAUCCCCCCAAUGGUGAUGGACAAGGUUGAUGUUCAAGAGUGCACUUCUUUCUUCGCUGGAAUGAAAUACUGCACUGCUCUACAGUACAAUGAUGCUUUCUCUCACGACACCGCCCCAUACUUUCCCAUCACUGGAGACAGCAAAUUUGCUGUAGAACUCCACCCCAAUGGGGAAGUCACUGAGUACACAGCCACUGUUGCCUAUGAGCUCCUUAAGGAGGGGGAAGAGGGCCGGCAGAAGGUUGACUCUGUGAAGUUUGUUCUGAGGGCUGAAGGUUCAGAGCCCACCGAAGCCAGAGCAGUCAUGAAAUAUAACAGAAGAAAGAAUGUCAUCACAGCUGACGUCCAAGUCCCUGACUACGAUGUGGAGGCUGGGCUCAGGAUGGGUGUUGUUGAUGGAAACACCAAGGGCAAAGGAACUCACUCUAUCUCUCUUGACUUCAUAAACAAGAACAUCCCUCAGCUCUCUCUGGUUGGCCGUGCCAAUCUGAAGGCCAUGAAGGAGGGUAUGCUGCAAGUACAACUUCUUGUCCCCUCAAUAGAUGCUGAUGCCACCAUCACAGCCAACAUUAAACGUGAUGAGGAAUUAGAAUUGGAGCUUAAGAGUGAAAUCAAGAUCAUGGCUGCAAACUCUGAGCAGAAAAUUGCAAUGAAAUAUGAUGACACCAAAUUUGAGGUUGCGUUUAAGUCUGAUGUGAACACUGACACCACCAGCUUGCCAAAUGUGGUUGAGAUGUAUGGCAACCAACUUCUUGACACGCAUGUGGGGCAGACUGACAUGAAAGUCCGUCACAUCUUCAAAAUGUUUGUGGAGGCAGCAAACAACUACAUGGAAAAGUACGGUGCUGAUAUCCCUUACAUUCAGCGCUUCAGAGUGCCUGAUAUGCCUGAGAUUUCCCUGCCAGAGACACUGUUCCUGAAUACUGAGGCAACGGCUGUCUACCAUUUCAACAAUGAGCACUUCACCAUUAAUAUCCCUCUACUUCUUGGAGGAAAGUCAACACAACAGCUUAACUUCCCACCAGCUUUGACCACACCUAGUGUGUCUCUACCUCACUUUGGACUGGAGAUUGUCUCCAUGGAAAUUCCAAUUCCAGAGCUUGUUGUCCCCGAGAGCUUUACUUUGUCCAUUCCUCUUUUUGGAAAAGCUGAGGUCUCAACUCUGAUGAAGAGCAACCUGUAUGACAUGGAGGCUUCAAUGGCUGCUGGGAAAAAUGUUAUGGAAACACCAAGCUACUCAGCUGAGUUUGAUAUAAAAGGAACCUCACCAAUUGACAUCCUCUCAAUAAAGAUGAAAGGCUCUGGGAUGUUGGCCACCACUGAUUCCAUCAAGGCCCAAUUGAACAGCUCUUUCGAACAUAAAUUCCUUGACGUCCUGAUUAGUAUUGUUGAGGACGUAACCAUCACAGAUAAAAUCAAUUUGAACUCAAGCAGCAAGAUUGAAGCCACAAGCCCAUUGGGUCUUUAUUUUAUACUCCAGCACAAUGGCAUGACUGGAAUCAACACUGAAGACAUUUCUGCAUCAAGCAACUUUGAGGGAACGAUCACGGCUGGACCCAUGUAUGGCAAGACCAUUUCAUCCCAGUCAUUCACCAUCUUCCCAUUCAGGCCAGAAGCAAAUAUUGAUUCUACUAUUCAGUUUGACUCCACAAUUGGUAAGGCCCAGAACAAAAUUGCAGCAACUCUUGUCGAUGGUGAAUUAUCAGUUGUGUCUAACACCAAUGCCUUUGAAGACACCUUGACCCAUGUUGCUGAGCUUUCCUUUAAAGACAGCAAGCUGUCACUGAAAUGUGAUGCAAAUGCCCUUGCUCUUGGUAUGACGAUACGUAACCAGGCUGAAUCCUCUGCUGGUGCUGGUGAAAUCCACAUGAGAAUGGAGACAAAUGCAGACUACUCUGAAAACCGUGUUUAUUCUCUGCUGACUGCCUCUUUUGAUGUCAAUGGUCUGGCUAUGAACAGCGAUGCCACCAUGAAGCUCCUUGAGAAUGAGGCUACUCAUAAGGCUACUCUGAAAAUGAACGAGGAAGGUUUGAUGACAAGCGGAACCACCACCCUCCAGAGUCCCCUGUCCUUAGAAAACACCUUCAACGCUGCUGUUGAUGCUUCAAUGGCUACUCUAUCCAUUACCAACAAGGCUGCAAUGUCUGACAUCAAGGUUGAUAAUGCCAACACUCUGACUAUUACUCCCUCUAGCCUUGACUUCAACUCAAAGGCUGACGCCGCCGCCAGUGAGUAUGUCACUUACACUCAUGAUAUCACCGUUGACAUGAAACCCUACACUGCCGCUGCAAAUGUUAAAAACAGUCUGAAACUUCUGUCAGCCAACUUCAAUAAUGAAGCUCAGUUGCAGGCAGAGCUUUACAAGAUGGAUCUGACUGGAAGCCUGAAAGCCAUCUAUGGUGAGGAAGAGAUCAAGCACACCUAUCAGGUAAAUUAUGCUGAUAUGACGGCAAACGCAAAGUGCAGCACCACUGGAAAACUCUUGGGAACGCACAUGAGUCACAACACCGAGCUUGAAGUUAUUGGUCUUGCUGCCAGAAUUACCAAUGAUGCCCGCUUCAACUCACAGCCAAUGCGCUUCGACCACACCAUUCGUUGCAGCAUUGUUCCUUUCGAUGUCAACCUUGAUGCCAUUUUCAAUGCUGAUGGAGACAUGACCAUGUAUGGAAAGCACAGUGCCCAGCUCUAUGGCAAGUUCCUCCUUAAAGCACAACCCCUGGCUUUUGCUACCUCACAUGAAUGCAGAGCCUCAAUACACCAGAAGCUAGACACCGGUUUUGCUCUUGAGACCACGUUUGAUAACAAGAUGGAUACUGUUAUGUCACUCCAAGAGCAGAAGACCAGUUUUAGAAUGAAGUCUAAAAUGAAUGAGCAUGCCUUUAAUCAGGAUAUGAGUGUUUACAACACUGCUGAGAGAACUGGAAUUGAGGUUUCUGGUACCAUCCUCACAAACAUGCUCAAUGCAGAAUCCACAGAGAACCAGCCAUUCACCAUCUCUUCCUUUCUCAAGUAUGACAAGAACACAGACAGUCAAAUUAUUCAGUUCCCUAUGAUGGAAAAUCUUCCCGCUUUCUUGGAAACCAUAAAGAGUGCUGUUGUGCAUGUUGCAGAGGUAUUGCAAAACUACCUCAACAAUGAGGAGCUAAGGGCUAAACUAGAAGCAUUUCCCCAGUAUGUAAGCGACUUUGUUUCUGACCUGAAUAUCGAAGGCAAGGCUGUUCAGCUGAAGCAGUAUUUCAAUGAUUUUACCCAAGAUUAUGUCAUUUCCAUGGAGGAUGUGGAAGUAUCUUUGAGAAACCUGAAGGUUACUGUUGGAAACCUGUUGGCUAAUCUUACGCUUUAUAUCCAACACCUUGGUGGACUGGUAAAAGAGAUUAUUGUUAGUGGCACCCUGCCCGAAACCCUCAUUCAGAAGAUCCAGGAACAGCUGAAUGCUAUUAAUGAGGAGUAUGACAUCCAGGCAAUGGUUGUUUAUGUGGUUGAUACCGUGAGGGAGUUUAUCGAGGAGAUUCAGUUGGACAAGCUCAGUGGCAGCAGCAUUGAAUUCCUACGUGAUAUUGAUUUCAAGUAUGAUUUCAAGGCCACCCUAGUGAGUAUCCUGCAUGAGAUUAAACACAUGAUUGAGAAAUUUGACAUGCAGAAAUGUGUUGUUGAGCUGAAGAAGGUAAUUUCAUCCAUCAACUUGAACGCUCGUAUUGAGAAGCUAGUGAGUCAAAUGCCCACAGAGAUUUUCAGCGACAUAACAGAUUAUAUUAAGAAAAUGUUUCAGGACCUUGACAUUGUAGGUAAGAUCAACACAUUCUAUGCCAAGAUGAGGGAGUUGAUUGGUAAGUUUGAGGCUGACAAAAAAGUUCAGGCUGUCUUGGAAAAGGCUGUUGAGCUCAUCAAGCAGUUCAGAAUUGAGGAAACUAUCAGGGCCUUGGUAAACAUGGUGAAGGACGCAGACAUCCCUGCCAUAUUCAUGGGAGUCUUUCGGGAUGCUAUUAACUAUUUGAAAACUACAGAGGUUAAGGAUAGUAUUCAACACCUGAAUAUGUGUAUUGAAAUUAUUGCGCAAAAUCUGAGGGAAUUGGAUUAUAAUAAAUUUGUGAAUUAUGCUAAUAAUAUUAUUGCAUAUGAAACAAUUUACGUGAAUGAGCUGAUCAGAAUUUUUGAAAUCCCCCAGAAACUUGAGGCAACAAAAGAUUUUGUCAACCUUGUGUUAUCUUCUGUCAGUGGCUUAAUGGAAAAGCUGAGAGAAAUCAAAGCUGCUGACAUUUUAAAAUCUGUAAAGGACACCAUUGACUGGGUUGUGCUUGACAGCGUUAAGACAUUUGCUGAAUUCAUGAAACAGAAAAUUACAGAUCUGGAUGUCAAAGUGGAGAUUACAUCUUAUCUGGACUUUGUGAGCAAGUGCUACACUGGAGUCAUCACUGUUGUUACUGAUAUCUUCGCUAUUACUGUUGAGAUGAUUAAGCAUGUGGUACCUAAACAAAAAAUCAUCAGCGAGAUUCAGCAGAUCAUUGAAGGCCUUAGUAUUGAACUUAAGAAAGGUGAGUUGAAUACUCCAUCCUUCAUCAUUCCUCUCACUGACCUUGUUGUGCCCUCUGUGAAGUUCAGCAUGGAUGAACUUAAAACGUUUAAAGUCCCAUCACAACUGGACAUCCCUGAGUUCACUAUCCUUGGCUUAUAUACUGUGAAAGCCACCACAAUUGCUUUUGAUGACAUCAUGCAGAGAAUCAUUGAACUUUUUGAUUUCAUUGUCAACUUUGAGAUCAAAAUGCCUGAUGUAGAUGCUUUCUUUGGAGACCUCACAAUGAUUUAUCUUCCUUCCAUGCCAGAGAUGUCCUUCCCAGAAAUCAGCCUUCCUGAUAUCUCAUUCCCUUCAAUCCCACAAUUUCCAGUAGAAAAGCUUGUCAAGUCUCUCCAGGUUCCUGAUAUCACACUGCCAACCAUUCCCAAUCAGAUUAUGGUCCCAUGCUUUGGUAAACUCUAUGGUGAGGUCAAAUUCCAAACACCCAUCUACACCAUCAAGACUUCUGCUGAGUUCCAGAAUUCCACUGAGAGUGAAAUGACACCUCAAUUCACUGGAUUCCUUACUUCCCAGGCCACAUGUCCUAGUUUUGAAAUUCUUAAUUACAAACUUGACUCCACUGCUCGUAUUGCAAUCCCAAAAAUGAGUCGUGUUGUCCUUGCUGAGACUCUAAAGUUCAACCAUCUUGUUCUUGGUGUUGAUCAUCAAGCAUCUUUAACUCUCUAUGGUCAAUCAGCCCAGGCCCAAGGCAAAACUACAAUUAAGGUUAUCACUACACCCUACACUGCUGAGUUCAUGAACACAGCCUUUAUUGCUAUGGAAGAGGGAAUGUCUGCCUCACUUGAUACAACUUACAAACAUGUAGCGGCCCUUCCAAUUCUCAAUGUCAGGAGUCAAGCCAUUGUAACUCAGAAAGCAAUUGUUCGCCAAGAUGGCUACACCCUCACACUAACAGUUGACAAUUCAGGCACUGGCAAAUUCAAUGCUGAGGAUGGCACUCACAAGAGCAACUUGCAAUUGUCACUCACUCCCGGCAUUUCCACGCUAACUUUCUCAGGUGACACAGACUCAACCCUCUUAAAGAUGAAACAGCAAAUUACUGCUGAAUCUGGAACCCUUUCCUACUUCAAAUUUAAUAUCCGCAAUGAGGCAGAGGCACCAAUCAUUAAGAACAGCCUUGUUGUGGCAUCUGGACAUGCCAACCUUUAUGAUAUGAAGGCUGAACUGAAAGCAAACCAUGACACAGAACUGUAUGGUGCAGUCACUGGAGUCCUGACCAAUGGAAUCAACCUUUUAGUCCGUCCUGUUGAAUUUAACUUUGAAUGUCAAAACAAAGGAAAUGCCAAGGUCGACAUUUUUGAAAUUCUGACUGCAAAGAUAGAUCUGCAGAAUGAUUACUCAGCCACCAUAAAACCUAACAGCCAACAUAUUAAUACUGUAAGUCUGGCUCGUCUUAAUCAGUACAAAAUAUUCUACAACUUCACUGUUGACAAUAAUGAAAAUGAGGCUGGCAUCUUUGUUGCAAUGGAAAGCGAGGCCAACCUUGACUUCCUGACAUCACCCAUCAACAUUCCUGAGAUAGACCUGCCUUUUGUUGACUUCAAUACUCCAGCUAUUAGUGAUCUGAACUUGUAUGAGCAGACUGGAUUGAAGAACAUUUUGACUACCACUGAACAGUCUGUUGACAUGGAUGCCAAGAUUGUUUACAAGAAAAGCCAGGCUGCCCCCCUUGUUGAUAUGAUGGGUCUGAUCCAGAUUCCCUCUGUGGGUAACCUGAUCACAGAGCUGUCCUUCAAGUCUGCCAUCAUUAAUCUAAAUGUAAAUUCUGGACUGUAUGCUGAGGAUGACUUUGUGUUCCGUCUGGGAGCUACCACAGCCUCUGUGUUUGAGGGACUAAAAGCCAAACUUGAUGGUACCACCAGUCUGACCACCAAGAGAGGAAUCAAGUUGGCCAAUUCCCUGUCCCUUGAAAAUCCUCACAUUGAAGGCACUCAUGACAGCACCCUCAGCAUGAGUACUGAGACCUUUGAAACUGCUCUAUCUGUGGCUACUGUUGCAACGAUUACCCUGCCUAUACUCAACCUGGAGGCAAACCAAAAUUUGGUUGCAGACACAAAAACCAAAGCAAAUGCUGUCUCCACCUUGAGGAUAAAGGGAGACUUUAACCUCCCUCUGAUCAAUGCUGUUGGAAAGGCCGAGGCAGACCACAGUCUGAAGCUGGAGGGAAGCUUUAAGUAUGUUUCCAUUGAGUCAUCUGCUAAGGCCAACAUGGAUGGUACAAUGCUUGAAGACUAUCUACUUUUGGGAGUCCUGGAUAAUGACAUUAAUCUGUAUCUGAAUAAUGAUGGAAUACGCGUCACCUCCAAGAUUAUUGCUGAUGCAAAGCUUAACCAAGGCACCACCAAAGUUAUUGGCAUGGAUGUAAAUGAGAAUCUUGCUGUAGAAGCCUCCCUUACCCGUGUGUAUGCAGUGCUGAAAUAUACUGGCAACAACGAGGCAAACUUAUUCAAUUUCAACACCAUGGGGAAGCAUAUUGCCCAGGCUACCAUUACUCUUGUCCCAACCUCUUCCUUGACUGCUGAUAUUGAGAUUGAUAUGUCUCAGCCAAGCAGCCUGGGUGACUUCAGCAUCUUUGAGAAAACUGUUGUUGAGGUGACAACAACAAAGCAGAAGAUCUCUGCCAAUGGCACGUUUGUCAGCCCACUGUACACCACAAAACUGGCAGCAGAAGUAGAGGGUGAUGCUCCUGUCUUCAAAGUCACCUUAAAGUCAUCUGCCACCUCUGUCAUUGUGCUCUUUGAAUAUGACAUGGAUGCUUCUACUACUGUAAACGUUGAGAGUGAAGCUCUGAACAUGGUCAGCAAAGUUGCCCUGAUACACGCUGACAUGACCAUCGAUGUCAAUCAUGUCAUUACCCAAGCCUUGAGGAGAAAGCGCCAGGCUGAUGACAGUUACUCUCGCCACACCCUGAAUGUGGACAUCACCAGUCCUACUUUCACUGAUGCAAACCUUCGUUAUGCUGCUCGCAGAGAUGGUAUCACUGCCUCAGUAUCUACCCCAUCAACUGGUUUCCUGGGCCUUCAGUUCAAUGGCAGAGUCCCAUCUCAGAUGACUGCAAGAUUAUAUGGGCGUUAUCCUUCUGCCCCAGAGGUUGAUGUUGACAUGUUGGUCAUCCGAUCAUCUUCUAAAGAUGCUGCUAAGAUGAACCUGCAUAUUGCCUACAACAUGGAGGCACCCAAAGUAAUCCUUGAUCAACUCAAGAUGAGACUACCUUCCAUCCUCUCUAAAUUCACAAUGUUUGCUGACAAGUACCAGAUCACAAGCAACAUAGAAGAGUUGAAGAACUCUGUUGUUAACCGCAUCAACGAGGCCUAUAAUGCUGCAAUCAACUAUGACACUCAAAUGAGCCAGCUGUCAAUCUUCUUCAGGAACAUCAUUGUCCAGUACCAGAAGUCUGUCCAGGUAUUGCUAGAUGCUGUUGUCAAGGUCUUGAGGGAAACCCAGUUUAAACUGCCUGGGUCUGAUGAGAUGACCACUCUCCCUGUGCUGCUGAAAAAGCUGACCAGCAGCAUUGCUGCUUUCCUAGAUAUGAUCCUCCACACUAUCUCUGCCAACAUGGAGGUCUACUACACCUCCUUUGUUGAGCAGAUCAGCAGUGUGAAGUUGCGCAUGCCAGUUGGUGAUGCAAUCACUGGAGCCCAGAUCAUGGAUCAGGUCAAAUCAGCUAUCAAGAACAUCUUUGAUGAACUGGUAGACUUUGUGAAAAAUAUGGAGAGUCUUGACACAAUGCUAGUGAAGAUGGGUGAGACCCUAAAUGCCAUUGUUGAGAAAUCUCAGGGGUUUGUUGACUCUAUCAAGUCUGACUAUUUAGACGCAGUGCUCAUUAACAUCAAUAUUGUCUUCCGUAACCUUGUCACAGGAUUAAAGAAUAUUGUUGACCAGAUCACUUCCCUAAAUAUGGAGCAGCUCAACAAUUCAUUUGAGUACAUUAUGGCCAUGUGCAUUUACUUAGUGGACCAGUUCAAUAACACUGUUUAUGGCUUCCUGCAGCAAGCUUCAGAUGAGACUCAAGCCUACAUGAAAGUUAGUGACGGUAGGCUUGAGAUUGACCUUCCAUUUCCAUUCCUGCAGUGA
Molecule: messenger RNA, 11418 nt
Organism: Cyclopterus lumpus (lumpfish)
Lineage: Eukaryota; Metazoa; Chordata; Actinopteri; Perciformes; Cyclopteridae
Gene: apobb.1
Product: apolipoprotein Bb, tandem duplicate 1
Exons: 29
Coding region: 1-11418 (3805 amino acids)
Biological process (GO): triglyceride mobilization; lipoprotein transport; cholesterol homeostasis
Cellular component (GO): low-density lipoprotein particle; very-low-density lipoprotein particle; mature chylomicron
Molecular function (GO): low-density lipoprotein particle receptor binding; cholesterol transfer activity
Source: RefSeq, a predicted model, not a curated record